CAAAUUACGCAAGUUCCUCGUCGAGAUAAUGAACUUCAUCCAAAAAAACGUAUUGCUUUAGCCACUCAGCCACAACAACAUAAUUCCCAUCGUGGAGCUGGUCAUCGAUAUGACAAACGACAAUGUUCAUCAGAGGAUGAAGAAGAGUGUAUAGUAGAUGAGGCGGAUGAUGAUGAUAACGAGCCUGGUUCGCGAAGAAGACAUUCACAAUCAUUGUCUUCAAGUGCUAGGCGACGUGUUUCGAAACAGAAUCAAUCUAUUUCAAGCUUGGAAGAAUUUCUGAGGGACUUAAAAGAAUCUCAAAAUCCGAUUAAGUCUGUCGAAAAGCUGGUCGAAUCUACAAUUGCUAUUAUAAAUUCUCCUGAUGACUUUAACUCAAAUCCUGGAUUCCUUUUCAUGAUACAAAGAGAAUGGUUACCAAAAUAUGCUAAUGUUCUUCUUUCUAGAAGUUAUCCCGAUUUAACCUAUCUUGCCACUGCUAUUCAUGAAUUUUUCAAUAAUCUAUUGGAAAUCGCGAUCCUUCUUUUAAAAGAUCCGGAAGUGCUGGGCGUAAAAUAUGAUGACUUUCCAAUAUCGGAACAUUUGUCAGAAGUAGUUUAUCGUAUUAUUGGGGAAGAUAAUGCAGCAUUUUAUCGACGCUUUGAUGGUCGAAAUGAUAGUGCUGGAAGACCGGAAGUUGGUCCUAGUGGGAUAUAUGAUUUUGAAGAUAAUAAUAAUGAAAUGGCUGGAAUAGAACAGUUAGAUUCCCGUAUGUCGCAGUAUCAAAUCAACAGCAUUAAACACUUUAUUACAAAAGGAGGAAUGCACGCCAUUUUGCGAGCUCUUGGAAAUGGGAAUAUUAAUAAUCGAGAAGGAACAGAGCACUACAGUUUCAGUAUCGAUUUAAAAGAUAUUUAUGGAUUGGUCAAAAUAAUUCAUAAGCUCACUCACUAUUUUGUGCAUAGUAAUAAUUUGGGUCAUAUGGAUUUUCGCGGAUAUGCAUUUGAAAUCGCCACGCGAGUCCAAAAACAAAUUAAAGAAAUUUCCGACGAAACGUUAUAUCGUCAGGACAAAAAGCUUUUCAUCAACAUAAUACAUAUGGUGCAUCACAUAAUAUUCAUGGCUCCGUCAAAUUCACAUGUGCAAUCAGUGGUAAGAGAUGAAACCAAUUAUCACGCAAUGCUUUCUUCGGAUGAUGAUGACGAAGACGAGGAAGAUCCGGAAGUUAUGCUUUGUCAAGAACUUCCUGACGAACAACAGAUCUUAACUUGCUGUUUCCUGAGACUUGAUGUUGCAAGCAGAUUAUUGAGGGCUCCACGUCUUGAUUUGCGAUUGACCGGUUUAAGUGAGAUUAAAGACCUUUUGAUGUUUGGUUUGAAACAAGCAAGGCAAAUAAGACGCACUAAACGAAAGAGCUCCGCUAGAAAGAGAAGCUUUAAUGAAAGUCCUUCGGACAGAAUUAUUCGAUCGCUUGUUAACGGACUUCGUGAGAAGGAAAUAUUAGAAUACAUAUUUGGUCCAAAUAUACAUUUGGAAAUAGUUCAACGUUCAACCGAUGUUCUAAUUUUUCUCAUAGAUGCUGGAGCAUUGCAUUCAACAGAUUUGGAUAAAAUAUGGAUGCCUGUUGCAGGAAAUCAACAUCAAAGUAUCGUUCAUGGUGUCUUUCAAGUUCUAAACGAGAUAUCCGAUCGUCUUACUUUAGAACACCGAGAAAACCUAUUCAGAAAACUAAAAGUAUUGCCAAUGAGUCUGUACGACACGCAAACAUAUCUCUUAAUUAGGCAAUUAAUGCUUUCUAUGGUGGAAAUUGCGCAUUCUACGAUGAAUGCAAGAGACUCAAAGGUAAAUCAAGUAUUUUAUGAGGCACAUCUUUUAUUAUGGCGUAUUUUGCGCGAUUCUUCGGUGCCGUUGUCGUCACUUAUGAAUGCAGAAGCUACUACACCAACUGUCGCGUCUACCGCCUCAGCUUCAUCUUUAAUUGAUCAAGAUAUUAUUCAAGGUGUAAAUCAAUUAUUGAACAAUAUACUACAAUAUGGACCGCAUGAAGAAAAACGAGAGGAAUUUUUGGAAAAAUGUAUUGAAGAUUUGAAAUCACAUCAUCCCGCAACAGUAUGGGCGCUUCGUGUAAUCAUGCGAAUUAUAACACUACCAUUUCCAGAUACGACUUGCACCGCCACGGAUUAUUUACGCCAUUUAAUCUUUCAAACUGGCUUACCCAACCUAUUUUUAGAAGACUUGAUUUAUUGGAGAAACACUGUAAAAUCGCUACAUGAUAGAAGAAACAGUUCUAUCAGUAUGGAUAUUGAUCGUAUGUCACCACCUGGCUCCUCUUCGCCACUUGUUGGCCUUUCGCCAACUCGAGCAGCUAUUCUAAAAGACCAAUUACUCGGAAGAUUACAAUUUCUUCAAUGGAUGGGAAAUUCGGAGACAGUUCCAUUUUUCACUUCGACUGAACAAACGGAUAUUGUAUGGGAUUGUUUAAUCGCUGAGCCAAUUGGAAUAUCAGAGCGAGAUGAUGCUUUUCAGUGUUUGGAAACCAUUGAGGAAUAUGAUCAUUUUAUCAACCAUUUCUUUCAUAAUCGCUUGCCUCAAUUAGAUGUAAGAUACUUUUCUGAACAGGCAUUAAAAUAUGCGAAAAAUUGUCUACUCAAGGUUAAUAACAAAAAUGAGCGAUUGCGAAUGAAUCCUUCUUCCCAAUCUUACCACAUAUUUUUACAAGGUGAUUUGAUUGGUACUCAACUGAUUUGGAACAUUGCGCUGUGUGCAGAAACGGAAGCGGUUGGAAAAGAAGCCAUCGCUUUCUUAGUUCAUUUAUACAUGAAUACGGAUCCUAAUUUACCAGAUAGCAUUACACUAGCACGGAAACAUCGUGAGACGUUGGUAGAUAAAUGUGUCGAUAAUUUAUUUGCUGCUGCCAAUGGUCUCUCUUCGUCUUUGUCAUUUUCUCCGUCAGUUGGCAAUUUAUUAAUUGAAAACUUGGAUCAACCUAACAAUGAUCAUGAUCCUGAGAAUUACAACUUCACGAAUUGUAAAACACGAGAUGCCUUGAUGUUCAAGCGAUGCCUCGAAAUGUUGAAAUAUUUUAUGGAUUAUUUUGACACAAAGUACAUGUCCACUAAAUCGGGCCAAAUGCUUGUAAGACGACAUGGAAUGUUAAAUGAUGGAAAAAUGAUCAAUAUCAAAGUCAAACUUCCUCAAGGAUCUGAAGCAUCGGAAAUGGAAUUUCCGAUGCACACAUCAGAGACCAUUUUAGCUUUGCGUCAUAAAAUUGCUGCGAAGAUUAAACUUCCCCAACCGGGGGUAAUCCGAUUGUUUACAGGCGGAAAAGAAUAUCCUCAGGACUGCAAUUGUUCAACUUUCCAAGAACUGAAAAUAAACGAUGGUACUGCAUUUAUGUGUGUAAGUAGAGUGAAUGAAGUAAAGGACUCUCAAGAAACAGAAAAACCUGAGCUCAAAACAAAUGAGGAGAUCAAUGAAGCUGAUAUGCCUGUCAAUAUCUUAUCAAAAUACGUUGAUCAAUUUUUUGUGAUGUUGCAACUCGAAGAAAAAUACGCAUCUCAGAUUUGGGAUUUGCUUAUGCGACUUCCAACCAAUACUAGAAUUCUGAAUAGUCUUAAAGCUUUGGAGGCGCCUGUUGAAUGGAACACUUUGCUAGAUAGCCAAUCUCCAUUCCGUUUGCUUUAUGCCUUACAAAUUGUCGAUUGGCUGUUGAGAGGCGGGGAUGAACAAUUGAGUGCUUUUGAGUGGAGCCGAAGAUUCAUGGAAAAUGGAGGGCACGAUCAUUUACUUGCAAUUCUUAUUAAGCGAGAACAAACUUCUAAUGAUCCAGAAAAUGCUUUGAUCGAGCACCAAAAAAGCGUAAUAAAAAGAGCUUGCCUAGGUCUUUUGCUUAAAGUCAUCGAUUAUUUCAUUAGUAACGACAAUUCGACUAUGGAUGGUCAAUUCUUCAUGAGAAUUGACAAAAGUGAUCUAAUUGCUAGAUUGCUUGAAAUAGUCGGAAAAUGCAUCGAUCCUUCUUUAAAACAAGUCGAAGAAGACCUCAUCAUCAUCAAAUAUGCAAAUAAGUUGCUGUAUUGUCUAUGCAUGAGAGACGAAUCAGCCCUUCAAAGUCUUUUCGCUUAUCCAGGCUUGAGUAACUGGCUCCUCAUGGGACUAGUUCAAUGCCAGUCGGAAGAAGCAAGAAAAGAGAUUGCAAAUCUGAUUGACAAGUUUUGUAUACCCGAAGAUAUUGAGCUUGGGCUUCAAGAAACAACGUUAUCAUCAUCUCCGCAUUCCCGUUCCCUCGAGUUUUUUUUACAACUACUUGUUUCUAUAUUACCUGAACUUGAACAACACGUUUUCACAUGCAAAGAAUAUUUCGACCUCCUGGGAAGUUUACUAAAGUCAAUGAUACCUCCGAUUAAUUUCGACGUUACCAAAUUGUUUGUUCUAAUGAUUCAACAUAUUAAGAAUCAUCCUAUUAAAGAAGUAACCUAUCAUAGUGAGGAAUCUCAUAGUAGCUUUGAUGAUACUUUGAUCAUCGGUCUUAUGAAAACAUUGACCGUACUCUUGGCAAAAUAUCCCAAAUUCAAAUCCACGACUCAGUUUAAUGAGGGAUUGAUAGACAUGAUCUUUAAUGAUUGCCUUUUCGAAAUUCCAACGAUGGAAUAUUCAGGCUGCACAUACGUGCCACCCAAAUGCAAAUUUGUUGAAUCACGAACCGCAGCAAUGGAAUUACUGCUUGAGCUUGUAAAGGACUGCCAAGAAAAUUUCAUCCAUCUAACGAACCUAUUAUUACACCAACUCAAUCGUGGUGAUCAAUUAAACGACAAUUGGAAUUACUGCCCGCAAGUUUGCACCAAAGCAAAUUCCGGCUACGUCGGAUUACAAAAUCUCGGUGCAACGUGCUACGUCAAUUCCAUUGUCCAACAAUUUUUUAUGAACCCUUCGUUUCGCAAUGGUAUUUUCUCAGCACCUGUCCGAGAUGAAAAUAAAGACGAGAGUUUGCUUUAUCAGUUGCAAGUUGUCUUUGGGCAUUUACAAGAAAGUCAAAAGAAAGCAUACGAAGCGACUCCAUUCUGUCAAGCCUAUAAAGACUACGAUGGUGGGCCGAUGAAUGUUGCUGUACAGAUGGAUGUGGAUGAAUAUUUUAAUGGGUUGUUUGAUCGAUUGGAGAAUAGUGUGUCUGGUACUUCGCAAGAAAUGUUAUUUAAAAAUCAUUUUGGUGGAACGCUUGUUCAGCAAAUCAAGUCGCGUGAAUGUGAGCAUGUCUCGGAGCGCGAGGAUCCAAUCUUUGCUAUUCAAUGCGAGGUCAAAAAUAAGAAAAAUGUAGAAGAAAGCUUGCAACUUUACGUAGAAGGCGAAAUCAUGGACGGAGAUAACAAAUAUUACUGCGAGAUGUGUGAUCGAAAAGUGGAUGCGAUAAAAAGGGCUUGUAUAAAGACAUUACCCAACAAUCUUAUACUACAUCUAAAAAGAUUUGAUUUUGACAUGGAAACGUUCAAACGCGUAAAAAUUAAUGAACAAUUUGAAUUUCCGGAUCGUAUAAAUAUGGAACCAUACACCUUGGAUUAUCUAAUGAAAAAAGAAUCAGGCCAACUUGAAGAACUGAACGCUGAUGAUGCUAAUAAAAGUCAAUUCGAGUAUCAACUUGUCGGAGUUCUUGUUCACACCGGAUCCGCAGAUUCUGGGCAUUAUUAUUCGUUUAUUAAAGAGCGGAAACCGUUGCAUCUUGACGGCUCAGGUGAACAAAAAUGGUAUCAAUUUAAUGAUUCGAAUGUCGAAGGUUUUAACCCCAAAGAUAUCCCAAAAUGUUGCUAUGGUGGUUCUGAAACCAUGACAAACUAUGAUCCAAACACACAAAAGAAUGUCACUCGUUCUUUCGCGAAACCUUACAGUGCAUAUAUGCUUUUCUACGAACGUUGUGACAACAACCAAAAUGAUGAAAGUUUUGUGUCGGGAAAAGAAGCAGCCUCGAAGAUCCCAGAGGAUAUUUAUACAGGCAUUUGGCAAGAAAAUAUAGGUUUUCUACAAGAUAAAAAUAUAUUUGAUGUUGGAUAUUUCCGUUUGAUGUGGAAUGUUCUUCACUCGGUCGACUUUGACGCAGAUAAUCGCAUUAUCAUUGGAAAUAAUGAACAAGAUCUGACAUUCCGCACUAUACGGCUAGCAAGCGAAUUUGUUUUAGGAACAUAUUGUCGUGCUAAAGAAAAUUUAGAAUUAAAAGAUUGGAUUGAUUUCCUAAAAACACUUUUCCAAACUCAUUUGAGAGGAUGCCGAUGGUUCAUUAAGCGAUUUAUUGAAAAAAAUCCCAAUUAUGUCCAACAGAUUCUCAUGUCCUGCUAUGUGCAAGAAGUCAGAGAGCAUAUCGUCGACUUGGUAUUAUUCGUGUUGAGAGUUCUUCGUCAAGGAGAUCCAAGCACGUACGGAUUGGUUAUUACCACAGAUCAUGUGAUUGAAGAAAACCACGAUACUAGAAUGAGCGUUGAUUCUACUUCACAAAUAACUCAAUCCCUUCAAAUGGGUAGCCUUAUAGUGGAGCUCUGUGAGGCAUUAUUUAAUCUGCUUCACAAUGCUUCUCAUUACUGGAGAAAUUUCGAUCAAUAUUUCUUUUUGCUAUCACAAAUCGCAAACUCUGGAAUUCCUGAAAAAGCGUACAUGAUCAAUUGCGGUCUUAUAGGAGAAUUAGUCAAGUUAUUCCUGUUAGACGAAAUAUCUCCAUUAAAAGGAAGAAAACGAAGAAUGGGCGAUAAAUUCUCUCUUCCUCCAUUCAGAAAUCUAUUAGUCACUUUAGCAAUUUUGAUAACUGCCUGCACCAUCGAGCAAACGACCGAAAUAUCAACAAUGAAUGAGGCUCGUCUAAAAUUAAGAGAUGAAGAUCUAAGUAUUAUUCUUCAACGUAGCGAUACAGACGAUGAAUUAAUCUUCUUCAUGAAGCAAAUUCGGGAUAAUGUCGAUAUGGCGUCCUCGCGUGACAUUUUUAUACAUUUUGCUACCAACAAUAAAUCGUUGACCGAGCAGUUAAUGGAACAGCUAUUUCGUGCGGCGGAUUCCUACCCGAUCGAUCACCACGUCAGAGCUUAUUUGGAAAUAGUUUAUGUGUUGACUCAGAUUAAAGAUUCGAAUUUUAUGUUGAGAUUUCAGACUGCAAUUACUUAUGUAUUGAAGCUGUCAAGCAAUCAUCCAAACACACCCGCCGUUGCUUCUGAAUGCCUUCGUUUCAUUGAAUGUUUAAUCAUGUCCGAUAUUGGAACAUAUGUUCAGGAUCUGCUCUUAGCUUACAUGGGAGAAUGGUUACCCCAAUUUCUUCUCGAAAAUCCCUACGAAGCCGUACGACUACAUGCUGAAACUUUAUGUGAUAUAUUAAUAUUUAAUCAUUUGAAAGAAGAAAAUUAUUUGAAGGAAGAAAAUUAUUUGAAAUCAAUUCGUAAAUUAUACGAGGUGUUGUUAAAGAAUUUGGACCGUUGUGAUAGCUACUGGAGAACAACGUAUCACCGCAAAGAAUUAUACGGUUGGAGAUUAAGUAGUUAUUUUAGGGUCUUGACGAAGUGUGUCAUUACGAAUGAAGACAAGCUUGCGUUUAUGCCUUAUUUUGAUAAAUUCAUAAAUUGUUUUAUGAAUGUCGAUAACCAAAGACUUGACUGUGAUAUGGACAAAAAGAACCCGAAUAACAUAAUUGAAGCGAUGCAUUUGUACUACGUAAGCAUCAAUCAUAAUGCAGAGAAUAUUACAUAUAAUCAAGCAACGUUACCCAAGUAUUAUGGUAUUAUUUUGAUGGCAUGUCAACAAUCGUCUGAGUAUCACACCCUUUGGAUGGAAGCUCAAAAUUUCACUUGGGCUAUGAACAAUAUGAUAUGGGGUGAUUUUUACGAUGAUCAUAAAACAGAUGAGCUUAUAGAAUUAUUGAAAAUUAGUGCUGAUAGGUCGGUCGAUUUCAGGAUGAAAUGUUGGGAUAGUGUUUUAAGUAAUAUCGGACAAACUGGUUCUUCACGUAAAAUUUCCUAUUAUUUGAGACUACACACCUUCCUUUAUCGAGAGACGAUUGAAGAUUUUUUGAUAUUUUGCAAAAAUUACGGGUUGGACUUUUUCUCACAGUAUAUCCAUUCGGUCAAAGAUAAAAACCCGAGUGACGAAAACCUGUUUCAAUGUUUGGAUGUGUUACUCUGCUAUUUCAAAAAAGUUGCCGCAACUGUUCCAUCCCAUCAUCAAAGUGAAGAAUUGGAACAACACUUUAAAACAUGGAAUCAAAAGAACUUCAUUCGCACGCUAUUGAGUUACUUGCAUCCAAACACGGAAAAUCAAAUAUUUAUUCGCGUAACAGGCAAUGUUUUAUUGGAAAUCGAAUACAUGUCUGACGCCGUUGGUGAUAUAAUACAUUCAAUGAUAUCCAGUCACGCGGAAUGGCAAAAAAAGGCUUCACAUAUCGAAGGCGAUCUGUUAUUAGUCUUUGGCGGCAACCAUUCUCUCUUUAACAAAUAUCAAUUGCUCUCUGACCUAAAAACUGGGGGAACGCAUAAAUCUUCCUCCAAUGGCCCUUUGAUACACGUGUACAAGCCAUUCUUGAAUAAAUUACAACCAUUAGAAAUCCAAUCGUUGCAGGAGGAAUUGUAUUCGCCAUACUUGACGGUCGUGAAACACGCUAUUGAUGCGGGAUGUAGACUACAUGAAUACGAUAAAGUGGUUCAACUAUGCUCGUUAAUUGCGAUUGAAAUGAUGGAAUUCCGAGGCGAGUUCGCGCUUUACACACUACUUGAUCUAUUCGACAAGACUUCUGAAAACGAUCAAAUAUUGCAAGCUUUUCAUAGUAUCUUUGUUGCAAGGAUAGUGGAAUAUAUUCUCAAUUCUAAUCAAUCGUUAUUGCUCAAGCUUUCACAACAAUUGAAAUCGCUAAAAUCUUUGACGCAAUUUAUAAAGAACAAAAAAGUCGAUUCGAUCCAACCAAUUAUAUCCAAACACAUUCAGCAACUGGCCACCAAUGUAAAAAUUUUGAAGGAACAACUAGAAACUAAUGACUUGGAGUCGGUUGGAUCAAUUCUAGAACAACUAGUUGCGGUGCUUCAGGUGUUGGAUAUCACUUUGACUCCCACUGACUUUGUGUCACCGUCAGCAGAAGAUCCACUCUGGCAGGCAUUUAUAGAAAGUCUCGAGAAACUAAAAGGAUAUCUGUUACCAUCGGAUCAACAGCAGCCAAGCCAGUUUGAAAGUUUCGCUGCUGUAUCCGAAAAAAUUCUUCUCCUAGCUGAUGAAUUGAAAAGUCAAAUACCACCAACCAUAACAGUUACUACGACAAAUGAUGAGAAGGAUGUUAUCGUCACCGAGAACAUCGAUGAUGAAUCUAUGAAGGAAGAAGACAAUAGCGGCAGCAACAAUGAAGCUGUUGUUGGAAGCGAUGAACACAAAAGUGCAGGCAGUAAUUCAGGAGACAUUGAAGGUGUUGGCGUUGCUGCUAAUAUCAGUGAUGACGUCGAUGAUGAAAAAUCAGCCAGCCUUCAACAGCCAUCCACCAUCUAG
Ambispora leptoticha is the source of this 9465-nucleotide messenger RNA. The record is from the annotation of a GenBank genome assembly. NCBI's taxonomy places the organism in Eukaryota, Fungi, Glomeromycota, Glomeromycetes, Archaeosporales, Ambisporaceae.